GACCUGAAGAAGAGGCAGAAAAACCUGUGAAAACUAAGACUGUUUCUUCCAGUAAUGGAGGAGAAAGUUCGAGUCGCAGCGCAGAGAAACGGGCGGCUAAUGAAGAAGCUGAAGACUUCACCUCAAAGCCUGCUCCUGCCAAAAUGUCCAAGUUUGGAUUUUCCAUAGGCAGUCAGACAGCAAAGAAGGCAUCUGCAAUAUCCAUCAAACUAGGAGCAAAUAAGCCUAAAGAGCCUGUUCCAACCCUUGCUCCCAAAACCCUUUCGGUAGCAGCGGCUUUCAACGAGGAUGAAGAUAGUGAGCCAGAGGAGAUGCCUCCGGAAGCCAAGAUGCGCAUGAAGAACAUUGGGAGGGAUACACCAACCUCAGCAGGACCAAACUCCUUCAACAAAGGAAAGCAUGGGUUUUCUGACAACCAGAAGCUAUGGGAACGAAAUAUAAAAUCUCAUCUUGGAAAUGUCCACGACCAAGACAAUAACUAAAAGAUCUGGAUUGAGAGUUGGGUGUCUGGGGGGAGGGGAGGGUGUAACAUUAAAGGAACAGUUUCCUUUUGUAAGAAUGGUAUAAGACUAUCUUUGGAGCCACUUUUUUAAAAUUUUGAGUGGUACACUAAUAACUGAGUUUGAAAUUAGAGGUAAUUUAUGUUUUGUAUACAGAUUUCAAGGCAUUUGCUAAUUUUGUAGUUCCAUGUGAUUAGUUUCAAAAGGUUACAGAUAAUAAAGAAAUUGGAGUGGUACCUUUUUAAGAUUUUUUUUUAAAUUUUUUUUUCUGGUGAGUGACAAAUUAAAGCAGAUGAAAAAGGUUACUGUCUCUUUAAUCAGGUUAACAUUGAAUGCUCUGGCAUUCCCACUUCUGGCUCCCUCUUCCUAACAGGAGAAACAGUUGACUCCUAGGAAUACUGCUAAAGAGAGUGAGCAUUGUCUUGUGCUAGAAGUGUUACUGGACUAUUAACUUCAUUAUAAACUUCUGCAGGAAACAAUAAGAACCUGGAUUUAUUUUUAUUUUUCCUCCCUGCAGUCACCUUUUGUUCUGUUUCUGCAAAGUAGGAAUUCUGUUGCUCCAAGUGGCUCUGGUAAAUUAGCUCUAAUUUAGUUUAAAACUUCAUGUAGGAUGUGUAACCCUCCGUGGCCUGUUUCAUGCUGAGGAAAUGGGCCUUGUCUGUAUAUUAGAUACAGUCUGUAAAGAAUAUUCACUACAAAGGUAAAUCAGUAUUUUCAGUGUGCUCCUCUUAAGUCAUUAGCUUUGAGUAGUGCUUGUUAGCAUUUCCUUGUGGUCCACAAAAGCCACCACCAAAAAGACAAGCUAAUGUACGUUAAGCUUCACCUUUGGUUGAAAUGUUUUUCUUUACUA
Molecule: messenger RNA, 1350 nt
Organism: Merops nubicus (carmine bee-eater)
Lineage: Eukaryota; Metazoa; Chordata; Aves; Coraciiformes; Meropidae
Gene: PCNP
Product: PEST proteolytic signal containing nuclear protein
Exons: 4
Biological process (GO): proteasome-mediated ubiquitin-dependent protein catabolic process; protein ubiquitination
Cellular component (GO): nucleus
Source: RefSeq, a predicted model, not a curated record